AUGAGAGAAGAGGUAGAACAGGAAAAGUUGAUUAGAAAGAGGAAGAGGGAAGAGAAAGAAGAUGCACCUUAUGUACCUUCUCCGGAGCAUGUUUCAGCGUCACAAUCUACUCCGAGAGAUCUCUUUGACACAUCUCCACUCACCCAAGUACAACCUGGUUCUUCGGGUAAAGGUCUUCCGAUACCGCAAGAUAAUCUACUAGACGUUGAUUUCGACAUUGCAAACAAUUCGCAAGUGUUGAAAUUGGAAAAGAGAAUUGAGGAUGUGAUAGCAGAGAAUAAAAAGUUGGUGGCUGAAAGCAAAAAGAUUGCUGAUAGAGAAAAGAUUCUUGUUGGUAGGGUGCAGAAGUUGGAAGGUGAAAACAAAGUGUUGACACAGAAAGUUAAAGCUGAUCAGAUGGAAAUCGACAUUCUGAAAGUUCGAGUGUCUGAAUUAGAAGAAGAGAAGAAUCGUAGAGAGAUUGAAAAUGAAUACUAUAAGUUGAAAAAUAAAGAACUUACGGCUGCUAAAGCGCUACAUGAACAUAAGUUCUACAUGCUGAAUAGAGUUGUGGAAAGCAUGUUAGAGACAUCAGUGGAACAGAAAUAUGAAGAAUUGAAGCUAGAAGACCUUCGUGCAGAACGUCAAGCAGAAUUAGAAAGGCAGAUGAAAGAUAAGGGUAAAGGGGUGGAAGGAAGUUCUGAAAUGUCUAUUGUACCUUCGAUGGUGAUAGAUAAUCCUGAGCCUAUAUCUGCUGUUCCUGACUUAUUUGAAGAAGAAACUCCAACGCCUAAAUUAAUUGGAGGUUCAGGUGUUAGAGUGACUGAAGCCUCAAAUGAAAAAGUCGUUGAAGAUCUGUUGAAUGACACAAUCAAUGAAGAAAGUGGUGAAGCUGAGGGAAAGGGGGAGUCGAGUAAGACGCAGAUUGUUGAGCAUCAUGAGCCGUUGUUCGUGCGUCUAGAGGAGUAUAAAGAAAUGCUUAAAAAUCAAGAUUAUAAGUAUGAUUAUGUUGAAGAUGCUGAUAUCUACGAUAGAGUUGAGGUUGAAGAAUGUUCAGAUAAUGAAGAGGUUCCUGAAGAUACUUCGAAACUUCCAACGUUAAUGGAGUUCUUUGCUGCUGAGAAUAGAGAUGAAUUACGUCAGAAAGUGACUGAAGCGGUGAAUGAUAAUGUAUUUGAAUGUUUGAGGAAAGAAGCUGAGCAGGAAGGCCAAUCUAAUGUUGAUAAAGAAGGUCAAUCGAAGGUUGAAGAAAUUGAUCGUUCUAAAUGGUUUAAAGAUUCUCAUGAAAGAAAAUUCAAGAGGCCGCUGAAGUUCUUCCAACGAGAUCGAAAUGUUUCGCUUGGCGAUAUUAUUAGUUGGGGUUUUCUUCCGCAAGUUAACGCUUAUGCUAUUCGAAGAGAAUAUGGCGUCUAG
Helianthus annuus (common sunflower) is the source of this 1392-nucleotide messenger RNA. Its product is annotated as COP1-interactive protein 1-like. The transcript is spliced from 4 exons. Bases 1 to 1392 code for a protein of 463 amino acids. The record is from RefSeq and is a predicted model, not a curated record. Lineage: Eukaryota; Viridiplantae; Streptophyta; Magnoliopsida; Asterales; Asteraceae.